GUGUGCGUGUGUACUGAAGGGACACGUAGGAAGACGAACAAAAUUUAAAAUAGUUUAAAAAACAGUCUAAGUCGAUUCUUUGGUUUAUAGGAAAAUAAUUGUUGCAAGACUAUUUAAAAUUUUAAUGCUUAAAGAUGAGCCGUGUAAUUAAUUUGAAUCACAAUAUGUAUUUAGUUUAUUUGUUAUGGUAUUUUAAUCUUAUGUUGUCAGUAAGCGCUGUUGAAUUGACUUUUGAAUUGCCCGAUAAUGCCAAGCAAUGCUUUUACGAGGAAGUAACAGAAGGGACUUUGUCCACGGUAGAGUUUCAAGUUGUGACAGGUGGUCAAUAUGAUGUAGAUAUGAGUCUAGAAUCACCAAAGAAAGAGAUUUUAUAUAAAGGAAUUAAGAAGCAGUUUGACAGUUUUACCUGGACAGCUGCCCAGACAGGUGUUUACACUGUGUGCUUCAGUAAUGAAUUUUCAACUUUCAGUCAUAAGCUGGUAUACAUGGACUUUCAAGUGGGGGAUGAAAAACCCCUUCCAGGGAUAGAGGAGCAUUUGUCUGCCAUGACAAAGAUGGAAUCUUCAUGCUCCCAUGUUCAUGAGAAUUUAAACACAGUUAUUGAUUACCAAACACAUCAUAGAUUACGGGAAGCUCAAGGUAGAAAGUUUGCAGAGGAUUUGAAUACCAGAGUAAUGUUCUGGUCCAUUGGUGAAACCUUGGCCAUUCUCUGUAUUGCCGUUGGUCAAAUCAUCAUUUUAAAGAAUUUCUUCACUGAAAAAAAGACUUAGUUUUACAGGAAAUUUUAAGUUCAUUUUUAUAUUAAAAUGUGACAUACUGCCACAGUAUUUAUUGCUGGAAUGAGAGUUAGUCUGUGAAGAAGAUUAUGGUACAUCUAUCUGUAUAAGAAUUAUAGUAUGGUCUUGUGUGAUAGUGAAUUUUAUGAAUUGGAGGUUGUAGACUUACUUACAUUUAAGAUUGAUAAAUGUAUGUAAGGUAGUAUAUUUUUUGUUUUUCUCCACUUGCUUUAGAACUCGUUCUUCUAACUGACAUGAAAUUUCUUUUUAAAUAUAUGGCACCCAGAGAGGUGCAUCCCUCCCUUGAUGCCAAUAUUGCACAAUUGGAUUAAAAAAUUAUAAAAAAUAAACUUUUAGUCAUUUUUCCACACAUUUUGCAAAAACAAACACUGCAGUGUUGAAAUUUAUUCAAUAAAAGUUAUUUAUUUAAUUUUAUAAUCAGAAAUUUUUAAAAAAUUACAUAUUUUGAUCUUAAGUUGAUUUCAUUGAGCUUAGAAUGAAAACAUUAGGGUUUGUAAUUUCUUGAAUUUUUUUUAGUGUAAUACAGCACUCAUAGGAAGAAAGUCAAAAUAGUUUUGAACAAAACAGCAGUGAUUUUAACCUUAAUUUCAGUAUGAAUGUAGUUUUAUCCAAUCACUGUUUCUCAAUCUUAUUAUCAUGGUGUGAUGUAAUUGCCUACAUCUCACCUUUGAGAAAUCAUAGGCUAGAGAUCUCAACACAUAGUUAAAGCUCUUUUUUUCUAUUACUUUCAAUCGUAUAAGCUGAUACAGCUUGUAGUGAUGAAAAUGUAGCUUAGUGAUAUGUUGCUAGAAGAAAUGAUGUUUGUGAACAACUUCCAACUCAGUUGCAAUCCUGAUUUUUUUAAAGCUUGUGAAAAUCUUGCUUUAUCAUUUCAUACUUCAGUUGAAUUAUGAUGUUGCAUUAUGACAGGAAAAGAAGUGUUCUUUAAGGAACAAGGUGAGGUAGGCUUAGUUGGCUUAUUUUGCAUUCAACCAUAUCAAAUUUUGUUUGGCCAAAAAGAUUAAUGUUUGUUAGUCUGUGCUUACAUUGGGCCUUAUUGGCUUAGCAUUUGCUUGAAUGAACAAAGAAAAUAAAAAUAAAUGUAUAAAAUGUAUAUAAACAAAUAUAAAAUGGAUUUAAAUUCAAUGACGAGGAACCCACUUUGCAACUAAUAAUGGUUGGAGACG
Limulus polyphemus (Atlantic horseshoe crab) is the source of this 1963-nucleotide messenger RNA. Its product is annotated as transmembrane emp24 domain-containing protein 7-like. The transcript has 3 exons. Gene Ontology annotation, biological process: endoplasmic reticulum to Golgi vesicle-mediated transport; intracellular protein transport; Golgi organization. The record is from RefSeq and is a predicted model, not a curated record. NCBI's taxonomy places the organism in Eukaryota, Metazoa, Arthropoda, Merostomata, Xiphosura, Limulidae. The coding region runs from base 135 to 770 and encodes 211 amino acids. Gene Ontology annotation, cellular component: Golgi apparatus; endoplasmic reticulum; endoplasmic reticulum-Golgi intermediate compartment.